CCUGCCACGUCUGAGCCUCCGGUUCGGUCCCACUUCUCGCUUCCUCCGGAGGCUCAGGUGGAAAGAAAGAAGAGCUGCGGGGAGAGACGAGUGAAUUAAUUAACGACCCGCCAUGCUGUUCAGACUCGCCGUUUGCCUCCCGGUUUCUCUGCUUGUCCUCCUGGUGCAGAGCAGCACCACUAAAUCAUCAAAGAGCCCCGCCGCCUCAGUAAGCCCCUCUCUUCGUCCUCUUGUGAAUGACCCGAGCUGGCCUCUGGGUGUGCGCCUCUACCAGGCCCUGCGCUCUGACCCCAGCUCUGUAAACACGCUCUUCUCCCCUCUCCUCUUGGCGUCCUCGCUUGAGGCGCUGUCUGAAGGCUCGGCGGGUAAAACUGCCGAGCAGAUUCGAGAACUUCUCCAGCCUCCGUCUGGGACCAAAGAGGCGGUUGGGGAACUUCUCUCCAUGGCGUUGGAGAGCUUCGUUAAAGCUAACGGGACUAGCUUCCAGAUCCACGCAUCCUCUGGUGUGUUCACCAAGCAGGCUCCUGCCAUCAGUCAGGCUUUCGCGAAGGAGAUCCAGAGCCGGUUCAGGCUGCAGCACCGGACGAUGGGGAAGGGGGACGCCAAGGCUGACCUGAAGCAGCUGCGUGAGUGGGCUGAGGCUGCGCUCAGUGGGAAGGAAAUGGCUCCUCUGGAGGCAGAAAUCAAGGCUAAAGCUGGAGCCAUGAUCCUGACAAAUGCUCUUCACUUCAAAGGGCUGUGGCAGAGGGAGCUGAGCGAGGAGAGCACCGAUCGCCGCACCUUCUUGGGGAAGAAAUACACCAAAGUGAUUAUGAUGCACAGAGCAGGUCGGUAUCGCUUCCAUGAAGAUGUUGACAACAUGGUGCAGGUUCUGGAGGCGCCGCUGUGGGGAGGCAAGGCCAGCCUUGUGCUCCUGCUGCCCUUUCAUGUGGAAAAUCUGGCCAGGCUGGACAAGCUGCUGACCCCAGAGCUGCUGUCAAAGUGGCUGGAGAGAACCGCCGUUACCGGUGUGGCCCUUUCUCUGCCCAAGGCAAACAUCACCAGCUCACUCAGUCUGCAGAAACAGCUGUCUUCUCUGGGUUUGAGUGACGCCUGGGACCAGAAGGCAGCCGACUUCUCCGGGAUGUCCGACAAGAGCAAAGGGAAGCUUCACCUCGGUGGCGCCCUCCACUGGGCUUCCUUAGAGCUCGAUCCCGCAGCUGGUGAACAGGACGUUGAUCUAGAGGAGGAGAACAUAGAGCGACCCAAGCUGUUCUACGCCGACCAUCCGUUCAUCAUCUGUGUUAGAGAUAACACCACUGGAGCUCUGCUGCUGAUGGGCGCUUUGGACAACGUCGAGGGAGACCUCCUACAUGAUGAAUUGUAGCAUCUCUUUCUACUUCCUGUCUUUUUUCGUUUCCUCCACCGGUCCCUCUCUGAGACAGCUUGCUGGUUUCUGAGUGCAGACAUUGUCAUUCACUGUGGCACUCUUUCACAUCACACUGUCAUACGCUGACACCACCAUAGUCUUUUGGCUGACUGGCACCGACACUGCCAUAUCCGACAUUUACACUGUCACACACUCAGAGCUACACCUACACUGCAUGUAUAAAUGAUAACUCUGUACAAGACAUUACUGAAGUUGACGGAUACAGGAUAAGCCUCCAACUCAAGAGAAAAUCGAUGGCAUCUCUUUUUCUCCCAAAAUCUGCCCCCACGCAGAAACCUUCAGAGACUGAUCAAGUCAACAGACACGACAAACAAGACCACUGUAGCAAAGAGCCGCCAUGCUGACAUACAGAGGAGUGCUUAAAGAGACACAGCAUUCAAACAGAAGCCCUCUUUCUCCAAAAAACACCAGGACAGGAUCAGGAGUGACACCGCGGUUGCUCUGGGUUGCCAGAUACCAGGGACAGUGUCCUGUGAGGGUCAACAGGGGAAGAUUGAUGGUCCACCCAAGUGCUUAUUGAUGAGCCAGAUAAUGCUAAUGACCGUAAUGCGUUACAGAGUGUGUCAACAACAUGGAAAGCAUGGGCGAAACCUUUUAAUCUCUUAAAUCCAUCGCUGAUCCAUGAUGCCAUUUUAUCACUUGAAUCGAACUUGAGUGACAUUGCUUGGCCUAAAUGUGACAAAUUCAUGUUAAUUGAUUUCAAGAGGUCAAUGAGUUAUUGACGGAUGCAAUUUUUUAAAAUAAAUAACCUAAAAUCAAUAAUAAUGUGGUGAUUUUAGUAUUUUGCUUUAGGUCUUCAUGGUUGUUUCACUUUGUACUCAGAAGUGGGAAUUUCUUGUUGCAAAUUGGAAAAAAUAAAUAGAACAGCUUCUGAAAGUUGGAAGUCAGAUAUGAAAAGUCGAUCACCCCUAAAGUAGCUGCGGUGUUGUUCAGUUGUGUAGAAGUGAACACAACAGUUGGAUUAGGAAAAGGUCCAAUCGGACUCUAGAGUGGUUUGUUCCUUGAUGCAACGCAGCUAGUAUGGCUCAAAGCUAGUAAGCCUUCCUGUAGCCAGAUUUGAGUUGCAUUGUGGGAUGCCGUACAGUAAUUAUAUUCUCAAAAUGGUUUGGUGUACCACUCAGAUGCUGUGGAGAAACAUACAAAUGAAUAAAUGCAAAUGAAUGACUAAAUUCUGCGCAUUUCCAUCUAACUCAGAACACAGCAUCCACUUCCUGUAUUUCCAUUCUGCUUCCCCACCAUCUGACCAAUAAAUAGACUAAAUUUUGGUUCACUUGAAGUUUUAUUUAUGUGAAAAGAACUGGAAAAGUUACAAGAGAAUGUGGCUCUUAAAAUGGCCCAAAGGUCAACACUACGUUUGUUGGUAUGACAAUGUUGUCCUGAAAUGCUGUUAGUUACUCCAGAUGUAACAGGAUACAGACCUUUUGUCUUGUAGUUCUAAGCAACAUUUUACAGAAUCAUCAAGAUGUUUUAUUUUUGUUUCCUUUGGCAAACCUAAAACUAACCUUUGUUUUCUUUUGGCCUUGAACUUUUCCACUGUUGUGCGUUUUGCUCAGUCUCUCAUUUUAUUCUUAAACCAUGAGCACUGACUCUAUUUAAAGCCAGAAAACCUGCUGCGCUUUACUUGUCGUUCUUGAUCUUUUGUUGCCUCCUGGACGAGGUCACUUUGAUUGGCCAGCUAUUCCUGGGAAGGUUCAUGACUCUUCCAUGUUUUCUCUAUUUGUGGGUAAUGACUCUCACUGCAGAUUGAAAUGUGUUGAGUCUGCCUCAUGUUCUCAGACAGGUUCUAUUAAAGUGAUGUCUUGAUUCUGCGAGUCAGAUGUGUUGGAAUUUAACUUCACUAUCCAAAAAUAUGGAUAUUCAAACUAUUACUCAUAUUAUUAAGGCAGCUGCUUUUUCACAUAUAGGGGUGUGUUGGUUUGCAUAGACAAAAGUUGCAUUUUGUAAUUGUCUGAUCUAAAAAAGAUGUUUCUCUGAAACAUUUGAGUGUGACAGAAAAGCAAAGUAAGAAGGAAUUGAUAAGGACAAAUAUAUUUUCACAGCAGUGUUUCGAGGGAGGCGAUUAGUCUGAAAACAUGAAGCAGUUGUGAAACUGGGCUUAAGACCAGGGCAGCCACAGGGUCAUAGCAGAAUAACCAAUAAAGUAGCAAAACAGCUACCAGGAGAAUGGAACAAAGCAUCAGUAAAUACACAAAACCUACACCUAAAACCUUAACUGAUGCUAAAACUCAAUCCAGGUCUCUCUUGUUGUUGGUGUAGCUCAGAAAGUGCACUUUAAAAGGAGAAAUCCACAAAAACAUGCUCUUAGUUCUCAGCGUGAAUAUAAAUGCUCCAAAGCAGUCGGCUACCUCUGCUUUUUCACUCGAGUCAGCAAGUUCUCGCUGCGGUCAAACACAACAAACAUCUGUUUCCAUCUACUUCAGGCCAGCUCUUUCUCCUGACCCAUCUUGAGCUUUUACCAGCGGCAAGGUGAAAAUGGAGGGUCCCCCUUAGCAUCUCUAUCAACAAGCUGACCCUCAGUUGAGUCACUUCUAUGAUUUUUCUUCUAAAGGCCAAGUGCUGUGCUGUAAUUGGGAUGACUGUGCUCUGAGUGCUCUUCCUGCUGUCUCGCUCUUUCUUUCUUUUCUUUUUUUUGUUUUUUUUUUACCUCCUCAGUCAUUUGGCCUGACCAAAAGGUGAACCCAUCGCAGAGGGCAAGGAGGAAGACAGGAAGUUCACAUUCCUACUUUACAUUAUGUUUUAUUUAAAAACACAGAUUAAACAUUAAAACGUGAUUUUAUUUUUUCAUGUGAGAGGGAAACUGCAGUUGGUGCUGGUGUCAAGUCAUCACAGGAAAUUAAUAUUGAUAUUAAUUUACCACUAGGGGCUGCACAGUGGCGCAGUUGGUAGCACUGUUGCCU
This is a messenger RNA of Xiphophorus maculatus (southern platyfish), 4326 nucleotides long. RefSeq names its product serpin H1-like (gene serpinh2). The transcript is spliced from 5 exons. Gene Ontology annotation, cellular component: endoplasmic reticulum. Gene Ontology annotation, molecular function: serine-type endopeptidase inhibitor activity. Gene Ontology annotation, biological process: collagen fibril organization; negative regulation of endopeptidase activity. The record is from RefSeq and is a predicted model, not a curated record. Bases 113 to 1366 code for a protein of 417 amino acids. Lineage: Eukaryota; Metazoa; Chordata; Actinopteri; Cyprinodontiformes; Poeciliidae.